AGGUGCGGCACAGCCCGCGGGAACUACAUGUCCCGGGAUGCCGCGGGGCGCGGGCGGCGCGGGCGCGGCGGCGGCGGCGGCGGCGGCGGCGGGGGCGUAGCGAAGAUGGCGGCGGGGGCGCUGCGCCCCGCUCCCGGCUGAGGCGCGGCGCGCUCCUUGCGCCUCAGUGCGGCGGCGGCGAUGUCGGAGCCGGAGCACCUGGGCGGGAAGCGGGCCGAGUCGGCGCGGCUGCGGCGGGCCGAGCAGCUGCGGCGCUGGAAGGGCUCUCUGACGGAGCAGGAGCCGGUGGCGGCGGGGGGCGGCCGCGGCCGGCACGGCGGCGCCGGGGGGUCCCGCGUUCGGUUCGAGGAAGGCGCCGUCUUCCUGGCCGCCUGCUCCAGCGGGGACACGGAGGAGGUGAAGCGCCUGCUGGGCCGCGGCGCCCGCAUCAACACCACCAACGUGGACGGGCUGACAGCCCUGCACCAGGCCUGUAUAGAUGAGAACCUCGACAUGGUGAAGUUCCUUGUAGAAAAUGGAGCCAAUGUCAACCAACAAGAUAACGAGGGCUGGACCCCUCUUCAUGCAGUGGCAUCAUGUGGCUAUCUGAACAUAGCAGAGUACUUAAUUAGUCAUGGAGCCAAUGUGGCUGCUGUGAACAGUGAAGGUGAAGUCCCGUCUGACAUCGCAGAGGAAGCAGCCAUGAAGGACCUGCUUCUGGAACAAGUAAAGAAACAAGGUGUAGACCUAGACCUGGCGAGAAAAGAAGAGGAGCAGCAAAUGCUACAGGAUGCCCGACAGUGGCUGAACAGUGGGAGAAUUGAAGAUAUAACGCAGCCUCGAACAGGUGCCACGGCUCUUCAUGUUGCUGCAGCAAAGGGCUAUUCUGAAGUCAUGAGGCUUUUGAUCCAGGCUGGGUUUAAUUUGAAUGUCCAGGACAACGAUGGCUGGACUCCACUCCAUGCUGCUGCACACUGGGGAGUGAAGGAAGCCUGUUCCAUCCUGGCUGAGGCACUGUGCGAUAUGGACAUCAGGAACAAGCUGGGCCAGACGCCAUUCGACGUGGCUGAUGAGGGACUAGUUGAGCAUUUAGAAAUGCUGCAGAAGAAACAGACUGUGUUGCGAAGUGAGAAGGAGACGAGGAAUAAGCUAAUUGAAGCUGACAUGAAUGGCAAGCCUCAGAGCAGACUCUUCACCAACAAAGAGAAGAUUCUUUAUGAGGAAGACACACUGAAGUCCAUGGAAAUGGAGGAAGAAAACAAGGACUCUAGCAGUUCUAGUUCUGAAGAAGAGGAAGAAGCUGAAGAAGAUGAAGUUUCAGAAUCAGAUGCUGAAAAGGACUCAGAAAGGAAGGAAGAGCCCUUUGCCAACCACUCCAGCCAUGAAACCAGGCCUAGCACCACUGAGCAAAUACCGCCACCCGAGCCCAACUCCUUCACUGCAUCUGCCAGAAGAUUCAGUUGGCUCAGCAAAUCAGAUGAGCAGAAGGAUGAAUCACCUUCGUCGUGGCGGCUGGGACUACGGAAGACUGGCAGUCACAACAUGUUGAGUGAGGUUGCUGCUACUCGUGAUGCACAGAGAGAUAAGACUUCUAUCUAUCGUUCUUCGUCAAGUCCUCGGAUAUCUGCGUUAUUAGACAACAAAGAAAAGGAUAAAGACAACAAAAGCUAUCUUGCCACAAUAGCCCCCAGAAGACUAAGCAGUACGAGUGAUAUAGAAGAAAAAGAAAACAGAGAAUCAGCUGUUAACCUGGUGCGGAGUGGCUCUUACACCAGGCAGCUGUGGAGGGAUGAAUCAAAGGGAAACGAAGCUCCCCAUUCUGGUGCACCUACUACCUAUGUAUCUACCUACUUGAAAAGUGCUUCAUUUGGUAGAAGUAGUGACCUCAGCAGUCCCUACAUUUCAGCCAGUCGCAAUACAUCUCUAGCUACCUCACCCACUACCAUUGGUUCAUCUACCUCAUUGGGCACCCCGUGGCAACCUGUCUCUUCCUGUCCCACAUCUCUCGGUGUGAACACUACUGCAUCAGCCCGCCAGUAUACCAGAGCCCCUUUCAGGCAACAAACUGAUUCUGCUGUAGAGAAAAAUACAGAGAGCAUCUCUGCUAGCACCCCCCUAGGUGUAAUCACAAAUCGUGCUAUACUCGGCUCUGCUAAUGGCAUUGCGAAUGCUGGUGCUGCCUCAACUACAGGAAAGGACUUCUCAGCUGAGGAAGCCAGGGAGCGCAGAAGGUCAUAUCUGACUCCAGUGCGGGAUGAGGAAGCAGAAUCACUGAGGAAGGCACGAUCCAGGCAGGCCCGGCAGACUCGCAGGUCUACACAGGGUGUGACACUGACAGACCUUCAGGAGGCAGAGCGAACCUUCAGCCGGUCUCGGGCAGAGCGGCAAGCGCAGGAACAACAAAGCGAGAAAGCUGAGAGCACUGAGCCUGCUGAGGACAGCAGUGAGAGGCAGGAGACCCGGUCACGGUGGAGCAGAAAUGCAGAUGAGGAGACUGUCUAUCGGCGAUUAAGGUGCCCAGUACAGCCAGACAAACCUACAACACCUGUAUCUCCUUCAACAUCAGCACCUCUCCUUUACACAAGUUCAUACCUGACUCGAACAAAUAAGUAUCUAGGUCUUGACUCUGUGAAUCCAGCAGAUUUCAGAGGUGCAACCACAGAAAUGGAAAAAAAUGAAUGUGAAGAUCAGGAUUUAGAUGACAGAUCUCCAAACAAACAGUCAAUCCGAGAGAGGCGGCGGCCAAAGGAGAGGCGAAGAGGCACUGGCAUCAUUUUCUCAACGAAUGAUGAUGAUGAUGAAGUUGAUGGAAAUGAGGAAGUGAAGGAAACUCGGCAUGAAAGACUUUCCAGGUUGGAAGCAGCUACGAACCCUACCACCAGUGACUCCUCCUACAGUGAUCGUGCCUCCAGCCGCUCCAGUGCCUACGCCCGGAGGGAGAACCGGUUAGCCGCCCUCAGCAGCAGAGCAGAAGAGGAGAGUAACAGGGACUAUAAAAAAUUAUAUGAAAGCGCCCUGUCUGAAAAUCAAAAGCUGAAGUCAAAACUGCAAGAAGCCCAGCUUGAGUUGGCCGACAUCAAAUCAAAGUUGGAAAAAGCAGCCCAGCAGAAACAGGAGAAAACUUCUGACCGGUCCAGCAUGCUGGAGAUGGAGAAAAGGGAGAAGCGAGCCCUGGAGCGGAAACUCUCUGAAAUGGAAGAGGAGAUGAAGGUUUUGACAGAGCUGAAGUCGGACAACCAAAGGCUCAAGGAUGAGAAUGGAGCCCUGAUUCGUGUCAUCAGCAAGCUCUCCAAAUAGGAAGCCUGAACAAAGGCAGGACGAAGAGGGGUGCCCUACACAAGCUGCCAACCCCGCCACCAAGCCCUACCCUGCUCUUUUCCUCCUGUCAAGUACAGCAAGCGUUUCAGCCAUGGGAUCAAUCUGUCACACCUGUCUUGCCCUGUCCUUUGCUGUACAUUCCCUUUCUGCCCUUAUUUCCCCCACAACACACACCCCUGCCAUUUUAUUGUUUUUAAUUUAAGCAUGUUGUGGUAUCUCGGACAUUUUAUUCAAGGGAGAAGAGAAACCUGAGGACUGGGUUUGAGCUGCCAAAACUACUUCUUCCAGAAGCCCAGCAUUUGGUGGUGGACUCCGAUCUGGAAUAGGUAGCUCCUACUUUAAAAAGUGACACCUAAAGAACUAACCCAGCACAUCCGAGCCCUUUCCAGAUGGGAAAUGUGAACAUGGGCUGGGACUCUGAGGAUGCACAUCAACCCACCCGAGAUGUGGGACUCUGGUUAAAAUGUGAUGCUGUGAAAGCUACCAGGGCUGAUUUCUGCCACAGGCUGAUGACAGCUGCUUUGCACAGAGACCUUCUUAAUCCUUUCACCCCAGUAGACUGAGUCUUUUAUUUAAUACAAGAUUUCAAACCUGUUCAGUAACAUCAGCACUGAUGCUCAGCAUCAGACCCCUUAUCCCUCACCCUGCCUUUCCUCUGCAGCCUGGGUAGUUUGGUAUCACACCACAUCCUUCCAGGGCUCCUGUCUCCGUUAGUAGCAUCUGCUAAUUGCAUCUGGACUCAUUCUCCUCUGGAUAGGAUGUAUCACAGAUACUCUCCAAGCUUUCUGAAGGACGAGCUUGAACCCCUAGAGAUCCUCUGCUGCUUUCACGUGCAUAUGAGCGUGAAUCACCUUGCAGGGAGCUGUACCCACACCAGAAACCAGUCUCCCUGUCCCAACAGCCGCCUGGGACGUUUUCCUGCUAUCUCCGGGAAGGCAGAGCCCUGUAGAGGAGUCUGGUCUGGUAUCUUGGGUACCUUGCUUUGAUUUGCAGCAAGAGGCUGAGCACAGGAAAGGUAGCACUGGUUGGUUGGUAGAGGGAGGGAAUGCCAGAGUCCAGUCCCACCCACCCAUCUGGUGGCGAGGAGGCUUGAUGCAGCUGGGUUUCAAGGCAGAGGAGCACGAAGCGGUGAUCACUUGUCCUCCCACGUGCCUUGGGGAGGUGUGUGUGCACUGGUGUCAGAGGGACAAGGAGCUACCCUUGGGCAUGCAGGUAACUGUAUCACUAGGGUACAGUUUUUAAUCCGUCAAAAGCUUGCAAUAAGCCUUGACCUUGAAGGAAACCUCAAAAAAACCCCUCUUUAAUGUUAUACGUACUCGGAACAGUUUGAAAUUGUUCUCUCUAUGGGCAUUUAGACUGUGGCUCCUCUAUGUGCUGUGUGAUUCUGAUGAUAGCAGCAGUAACCUGUCAUCAGAUCUGUUGAGCUUCCCCUUAAUAGACUCAUCUCGAAUGAUACCUUCCCUCUCAGAGACUUCCUGCUGUAUCCAAACCUCUUUCCCAUCUACAUCCUUCCAUAUUUGUCCUUUCAUUUCCUUUGUCCUUUGAUUUCCCUGCUCUUUCUGGCUGAGAGUUGCAGUCUCGGUCGUUGACUUUGGAGGUUGCCAUGAAGAGGUUCUACCUGCGUUCCCGGGCACCUCUGCUGACUGGCUCAUGGCUCCUGCCAGGCUGGUGGGACACUUUCCACUACGUGAGAGAUAGAUGAGAUACUUGAAGAUGAGCAUAAUUCUUGAGCUUGCUCAACAGGGUAAAAUUUAUCAGUCAAUCCUGGGCUUUUUGGAACAUUUUACUGGUUAUUGCUUCAGAAAGCGUGGGUUUUUUCUGUUUUUUUUUUUUUUUUUCCCCCUAACUCUCCAUUUCCCUGCCCCACCGCCACCCCCACCCCCGCCUGUUUCCACCUCUCUAGCUCUUCUCAGAGCUGCUGGUUUUUCCCCAGGCAGCUCUAGAUGGAGGUUCCUCUUCCACUGCUCUUCAGCCAGUGGAGCUGUUUGUGCGCGGCAUGAGAUGCCGUUUCUCCUGGUACACUGAGACCCUUCCUCUGCUGCUGUGCUUUGGGGAGGAAGAGACCAAAGCUGGUAAUGGCAUCAGGGUUUCUGCAGAGCACUGCCUAAGCCGGGCAUCCUUUUUAUAUUACUUUAUUUUAACCCUGCUAUAUUUAACAGCUUUAAGUCUUGAGAUCCGGUCAAUGCUUUUUCUGCACGCCGUUCCCACUUGGUGCACUCUUUAUGUGAGUACUUCUGCAGUUCUUGAUGUUUUUUCUCUUGGUGACCCACUCCUCGCUUCAGACUUGGGCUCUCUCAGCUCUGAACAGGAGUCCAGUCCCUUCUGUGCCACGCGGAGAAGAAGAUACCUGCUGAGGCUGCUGGUGGUUGGCGCAGCGUCUCAGGUUGUGCAUCCCAGCAGGACGAGGGACGAGAUUUCAGACGAAGAUCCUGUUCUUCUCACGAGGCAGGUUCCUGGCAGUGUGAAGAAGCCUGGUAUCUGUUUUAGGGAGAGGGUUCAACCCAAUCUGACAAAUCCAUCCUGCACUGACGUUUUGCCCCUUCCUACCAGGACACUCGUUGCAUUUUAUCCUAAGGAACAGUAUGCAAAGGGUGCGGAAGGCUUAAUUCCUCUGCGUGGCACCUUAAGCCAAACCACUUUAGAUAAAGUGUCUGCUUAGCACUGGAUUAUCCCCCUGAACUCUGACUAGGGUAGAGGACCCACCAACAGUUUAGUCUCACUGACUAGCCAAAGCUGUGAGUAAUUCAUGAUGAUGAUGCAAUUGCAAAACGAAUUCUUGAGAAUGAAUUUUUUUGGUCUCACUUAAUGCCUGACAUAACCAGUGCACUGAGGAGGUAACGAAUAGGACACCUUGCACUCUGCGCUUGGGACAGAGUGCAGAGCAAGCAGUUUUUAAAACUGAUCCCUAUUUGAACCAGAGCAUUUGCCAGACGUGAUCUCCAUUGGAGAACACAAGCUUUUUUUCUAAGCAGUUGCUUGGGGUGAAUUCAUUUUUAUUGCUUGGGGUGAACCCGCCUGUUGUGGCUGCGAGUUUGAUGAUGGCUCUUUGUAAAUAAACUCCUUGGAGAAGCAGGACUAGCUUACGAGAUGGGGAGAGAAUGUAUUUUUAUGCAACUUUUGAGUGGCCUUUCAAACCCUGAGAUGAAUGAUUUGUUUUACUGGUUGUUGUUAUAUAGUAUUAUAACUAUUAUGUGUUUGAAAGUUUGGGAAUAAUAUUCACAUCUAUGAUGCUUGUAAACACAACAGUAUUUAUAAAUGAAUAAAAAUAAGAGUUGAUAAAAUAGAAGCUUUGGCUUUGCUUCCA
Molecule: messenger RNA, 6601 nt
Organism: Tyto alba (common barn owl)
Lineage: Eukaryota; Metazoa; Chordata; Aves; Strigiformes; Tytonidae
Gene: PPP1R12B
Product: protein phosphatase 1 regulatory subunit 12B
Exons: 25
Coding region: 181-3276 (1031 amino acids)
Biological process (GO): signal transduction
Cellular component (GO): cytoplasm; Z disc; A band
Molecular function (GO): protein kinase binding; phosphatase regulator activity; enzyme inhibitor activity
Source: RefSeq, a predicted model, not a curated record